This is a messenger RNA of Python bivittatus (Burmese python), 1141 nucleotides long. NCBI's taxonomy places the organism in Eukaryota, Metazoa, Chordata, Lepidosauria, Squamata, Pythonidae. The record is from RefSeq and is a predicted model, not a curated record.
AUAUGGUUUCACAAAAGAAAUUAUGAAGAAGUACAAGACCUAUGGGAAACCAAUUUUGCAUCUUCUACAAGAUGUCUACAGCUGGCUUCCUCUUGCAACUAUUAUUGACAACCAAGCUCUUAUCUUACAUGGUGGAAUAUCAGAUACUACAGAUUUGAAUUUCCUGAAUUCGUUCCACAGGAACAAGUUAAAGUCUUUGCUGAGACCAGUGAAGUCAAAUAUGGAAGCAGUCCAUGAGCCACAGAGUUUGCAUGGAAAGGUGAUGGAUAUUCUCUGGAGCGAUCCUAAGCAUCAAAAUGGCUGUGCACCAAACAAAUUUCGAGGAGGAGGUUGUUACUUUGGUCCAGAUGUUACUGCCAGAUUGCUGCAGCGUUAUAAUUUGAAAUUGCUCAUCAGAUCUCACCAAUGCAAACAGGAAGGCUAUGAGAUCAGCCAUAAUGGGAAGGUCAUCACUAUUUUUUCUGCCUCAAACUACUAUGAAGAAGGAAGCAAUCGUGGGGCCUACAUAAAACUAAAUCCAGAUUUGAUUCCUCGUUUUGUUCAGUAUCAAGUCAGCAAAUCUACACGUAAGCAGACCCUUCAUCAGAGAGUGACUGCAAUAGAGCUUUCUGCUUUAAAGUGUUUGCGAGAGAAACUUUAUACCCACAAAUCAGACCUCAUUGCAGCUUUUACCCAGUAUGAUCCAAUUUACACAGGAAGGAUUUCCCUUAGUCAGUGGGCUUCUGCCAUGGAAUCUGUUCUGCAUCUUGACCUACCCUGGAGAACUCUCCGUUCGCGAUUAGUUUGCCUGGCUCCCGAUGGAAAUGUGGAAUAUCUUUCAUCUUUUGACAAUUUAGAAAUCAAACUACCCAUCAAAGAGGUUCAGCCAUCUUUGGUGGAAACUCUGUGUAGAUACAAAGCUGAUUUGGAGAUUAUCUUUAAUAUGAUUGACCAAGAUCAUUCUGGCCUUAUUUCUGUUGACGAGUUCCGUCAGACAUGGAAACUCUUUAAUGUGCAUCUGAAGAAUGAUGUGAGUGAUGAAUCCAUUGACAGUUUAGCCCGCACCAUGGAUUUUAACAAAGAUGGUAGCAUUGACUUCAAUGAAUUUCUGGAGGCUUUUCAUGUGGUACAUAAAUUUGAGAAUCGAUACAAUCAUUUAUGA